AUGCAGGCUCCAGGGUCAGGUUUGUCUUCUAUGGAUACUGACUGGCCCCCAAAGAAGAAGAGGAAGCCCAAAAUGGAACCAGUUACGUUCGAAGACGUCACUGUGAUCUUCACGGAGGCGGAAUGGAAGAGCCUGAGCUGUGAGCAGAAGAACCUGUACAAGGAGGUGAUGCUGGAGAUGUAUAGGCAUCUGCUGUCGUUGGAAGUGCCUUCUGCAACAAAACUUAAAAUUAAAUGCCAAAUAUGCUCGUGUGCAGGAAACCACUUUCCUCCAGGGGAUCCGAGCCCCGGGCGACAGAAGCAGCAGGAGCAGCAGGACUCUGCUCAGAGCUGCUGCAGUGAACACUCCGAAGGUCGGGGGAGAGGAGAGGACUCCAAACCCUGGUGUAGGGGGACAGGGGAGCGAGCGACUGCAAGGGCACUGUCCAGCCCCCCCCAGGGACAGUCAGCAGGCCCUGGAGAAGGCAGCGUGGUGGUAGGAAUCGAGGCCAAGUCAGCCCUGACAGAAUCAGAAGCCUCAGGAUGUGGUGCCAUCAACUGUAGAGAGGAUGAGCCAGCCUGUGGCCUGAAUUCAAAUGUCAUCACAAAGCAGAGGUCCCCCUUCCGGGAGAAGCCUUAUGUGCACAGCGAGUAUGGCCGAGACUUCAGCCACAAAUCAUUUCUCAUCACACAUCAGAGCACACGCUCAAGUGAGAAACCUCACGUGUGCCUGGAGUGUGGACGUGGGUAUAAUCGGAAAUCACGCCUCCUAAUGCACCAGAGGACACACUCAGGGGAGAAGCCUUAUGUGUGCAAGGAGUGUGGCCGAGGCUUUAACCAGGAAUCAAUCCUUCUUACCCACCAGAAGGCACACUCAGUGGAGAAGCCCUAUGUGUGUGGUGAGUGUGGAUGGGGCUUUAACAGGAAAUCCCACCUCCUUAUGCACCAGAGGACACACUCUGGGGAGAAGCCCUAUGUGUGUGGUGAGUGUGGACGUGGCUUUAACAGGAAAUCCCGCCUCUUUCUCCAUCAGAGGACACACUCAGGGGAGAAGCCCUAUGUGUGCAGUGAGUGUGGCCAGGGCUUUAACCGGAAUUCACGCCUUUUUCUCCACCAGAGGACACACUCUGGGGAGAAGCCCCAUAUUUGCAGUGAGUGUGGCCGAGGUUUUAACUGGAAAUCACGCCUCAUUAUCCACCAGAGGACACACUCAGGGGAGAAGCCUUAUGUGUGCAAGGAGUGUGGCCGAAGCUUUACCCAAAAGUCAGGCCUCCUUCUGCACCAGAAGACACACUCAGGGGAAAAGCCCUAUGUGUGCAGUGAGUGUGGACGUGGCUUUAACUGGAAAUCACGCCUCCUCCUCCACCAGAGGACACACUCUGGAGAGAAGCCUUACAUGUGCCUGGAGUGUGGCCGAAGUUAUAACUGGAAAUCACGCCUUCUUAUGCACCAGAGGACACACUCUGGGGAGAAGCCUUAUGUUUGCAGUGAGUGUGGCCGAGGCUUCAGUUGGAAAUCGUGCCUCCUUACACACCAGAGGACACACUCAGGGGAGAAGCCUCAUGUGUGUAAGGACUGUGGCCGAAGCUUUAAUCAGCAAUCAAGUCUUUUUAGACACCAAAGGACACACUCGGGGGAGAAGCCUUAUGUUUGCAAUGAGUGUGGUCGAGGUUUUAACUGUAAGUCAAGCCUCAUUAUCCACCAGAGGACACAGUCAGGGGAGAAGCCCUAUGUGUGCAGUGAGUGUGGCCGAGGCUUCAACUGGAAAUCACGCCUCCUUACACACCAGAGGACACACUCAGGGGAGAAGCCUUAUUUGUGUAAGGAAUGUGGGCGAGGCUUUACCCAGAAAUCAGGCCUCCUUAGGCACCAGCGGACACACUCUGGGGAGAAGCCUUAUGAGUGUAAGGAGUGUGGGCGAGGCUUUACCCAGAAAUCAGGCCUCCUUAGGCACCAGCGGACACACUCCGGGGAGAAGCUUCACGUGUGUAAGGAUUGUGGCCGAGGCUUUAACCAGGAAUCAAACCUUCUUAUACACCACAGGACACACUCAGGGGAGAAGCCCUAUGUAUGCAGUGAGUGUGGCCGAGGCUUUAACUGGAAAUCACGCCUUCUUAUCCACCAGAGGACACACUCAGGGGAAAAGCCUUAUGUGUGCAAGGAUUGUGGCCGAGGCUUUAACCAGAAAGCAAGCCUUCUUAUACACCACAGGACACACUCUGGGGAAAAGCCAUAUGUGUGCAAGGAGUGUGGGCGAGGCUUUAGCCAGAAGUCAAGUCUCAUCAAACACCAAAGGACACACUCAG
Messenger RNA from Orycteropus afer afer, 2284 nucleotides. Lineage: Eukaryota; Metazoa; Chordata; Mammalia; Tubulidentata; Orycteropodidae. The record is from RefSeq and is a predicted model, not a curated record.